AUGCCGCCAACGCCCAAGUGGGAAGUGCCGGAACCGGAAGAUGCCGAGGCGAAACGACUCGUCAUGCAGGGCAGCCUGAAAACGGCCCAAUUUCUACGACGGGCCAGCGAGCUGAUGCGCGGUGGGCCUCCCAGUUUGGCGGCGCAUUUGGCGUUUGGUGCACGGCGAGCCUACGAUUCUGCUCAGGCCACUACCGACGUUCCGCUCAAAAUCAAGAAGAGCCUGAAAAGUGCAGAUCAUUGUGACUACUGCUGGUUCCCGUACGCCGCUUCGACUUCCAGCGCCUCAGAACCACAGCCACCAACCACCAGCUCCACGGCAACGAGGAAAUGUGCUGUCUGCAAGUCGAGCCGUUGGCGCAAACGGUCGAGCGUCAUGAAGACUCCAAAAGCGGCGGUUGCUACGGAGGAGUCAGUUGCGGCCAGCCCCGUCUUCGCUACGCCCGUCUUUACCCAACAAACACCAGGCAGCCAGCUGAGCUCGGUCUCCCGGUCGGUGGCCAAAAAGAAGAAGGCUUCUCGUCUGUCGCUGCUCGUCGCCGAAACGCCGAAAACGACCGACUCCUCCCUCGCCUCAUUCCUCAACGCUCUCGGA
Mesorhabditis spiculigera is the source of this 594-nucleotide messenger RNA. The record is from the annotation of a GenBank genome assembly. Lineage: Eukaryota; Metazoa; Nematoda; Chromadorea; Rhabditida; Rhabditidae.